Dentiscutata erythropus is the source of this 1044-nucleotide messenger RNA. The record is from the annotation of a GenBank genome assembly. NCBI's taxonomy places the organism in Eukaryota, Fungi, Glomeromycota, Glomeromycetes, Diversisporales, Gigasporaceae.
AUGCCAUCUUUGGUGGGACAAGAAUUGAUCGUAACGCAAUUAGGCGAACAACAUCGUAUUUCCGUUUCUCAUUGUCAAAACAAUUGUGCCACCGGAGACUCAUCAGAUAACAAUGCCACAAUAGCCCUAGGAGAAAUGAUUACUAAUUUUAUUAGAGAAGUCAUGCCAAAACCUACAUCAUCUACUAUAAAGUCAAAUUCCUUUACGUCUCCACGGAGAAGACAAAGUGCUAAAAAGCAGUCACCUCUGGAUUCCCCGACACACGACACCGCCAGUGUUGCAACUAGUUCAUGUCGUUACGAUAGCUCGCUUGGUCUUCUCACAAGAAAAUUUGUUAGUCUCUUAAAAGAAGCAAAAGAUGGUGAUUUAGACUUGAACACAGCAGCCAAUUCAUUGCAAGUACAAAAGCGUAGAAUAUACGAUAUUACCAAUGUUUUAGAAGGAAUUGGAUUAAUUGAGAAAAAUUCAAAAAAUCAUGUUCGUUGGAAAGGUGUACAACAUCUGCCAUUGACAUCUUCAUUAUGCCAGGACUAUAAACAAAAGAUAAGAGAACUUCAAGCUGCCAAUGCUACUCUUGAAUCUGAAAAAUUAGAACUUGAAAAAGCCGAUCAAGAUGUGGAUAACUGUAUUAGAAAUAUAUAUGAGUCUGAAGAGAGUGCAAGUUUUGCAUUUAUAUAUCCAUCAGAAAUUGAACAUAUUGAUGCUUUCCAUGAAGAUAUUUUGAUAGCAAUAAAGUCACUUUCAGGGACACCUUUGCAGAUAUUUGAAACGGUUGAGGUUCAUAUACACGAUCCAAAUAUUCAACAAGUUCAUAUUUUUCAACUCUCAGACGAUAAUCCAGGACACCACCACUUUGAUAUGACAAAUAACCAUUCCACACGUGCAUUUACUCAACAAAGUCAGCCAUUGAAUAUUCGAAAUGGAGAUCCUCUUCAACAUAAUAUUUCCCAUCCAUCUCAAUUUUCUCAUAUGUCUUUGAUACCAACACCUACUGAUGAGGAUUAUGAUAUGCUUGAUGAUAGCAUGACGGUCGCGAAGGGUUAG